This is a messenger RNA of Acaulospora colombiana, 1455 nucleotides long. NCBI's taxonomy places the organism in Eukaryota, Fungi, Glomeromycota, Glomeromycetes, Diversisporales, Acaulosporaceae. The record is from the annotation of a GenBank genome assembly.
AUGUCUUCAAAGCUUCUUUCAACAUUUUCUCAAGACAUAGUGAAUCUCUUGGACAAUUCCGAGGAAUGUAAUGUCCUAAUUUAUGUUGGGAAAGAUGCGUCAUUGUCAACUACGCUUGAUAAAAGUUUUGUCGGUGAAAAUGAUAGAGCGCGAAGCAGCUACUUCAAAACUGCCCUUUCUAAGCAGUGGGUCAGGAAAGAGGGUGACUUUAAUAUUUUGAGUCAACCCAAUAUCGCUCCAAAAGUUUUUUCAAUCAUAUUGAACUACAUCUACAGUGGAACUAUUUCAUUAUCUGAACGCAGCAUAGUGGAAAUUCUUGAAAUUCUCGCCGCAGCAGACGAACUUCUCCUCGUUGACCUGUUGGACUAUAUCCAAGAGUACCUAAUAGAAAACAAGUCCGAGUGGCUUCACUCUUACAUUUUGCAAAUAUAUCAAGCCUGCUUGAUUCACAAUUCCUGCUCGGACCUCCAAGAAUUUAUCUUGGCUACCAUCUCUUCGGAUCCCGAAUUGCUUUUCAAAUCUGAUGAUUUUCUGAGAACCGAUGAGUCUCUAUUGUUGCCGAUACUGAGAAGAGAUGAUCUGGACUUGGCAGAAGAUGAACUUUGGGAUUACGUAAUCAAGUGGGGGUGUGCUCAGAAUAAUUUGCUUAAUCAAUCGAUCACUCCAAUCAUUUCCACUUCGAUCAUAUCGUCUUUUUCGGAUGACAUUGAGAUGGUCGGCGUUGAUGAACCGGAAAUCAGAAACCCCUUUAAUAGUACCAGAAGUAGCAUUAGUAGUACCUAUAGCAACUUUGCAAGUUAUGAUCAAUCGACUUGGACACCUGAGGAUUUUUUGAAGCUUAAAAAACUUGAGGACGACAUAGUUCGAUGCCACUUGAAACCCGGCAAUAAACCGAAAUUUGGUACGAACACCCCAAGAGGCAACUCCAUGCUAGUGGGUCACCAACAAAUGUCACGUAUAGCCGACUGGAUAGACCGUAAUGACUCUCCGACAUAUAGUGGAGCCGAUAUCCCUUACAAAUUCAGAUUGCUUGUUCGGGGCACGCGAGACGGCUUCGACUCUACAACAUUCCAUUCAAGGUGUGAUAACCAAGGCCCUACCUUUGUCAUAAUGAAAAUCGUGAAUUCCGGAGAGAUCAUUGGCGGAUAUAAUCCAAUUAAUUGGAAAACCGGGAGUGGCCGUCUAGAAACGAGAGAUAGUUUUCUGUUUUCGUUUGGGAAUAGGAAUCGACUGGAGGACGCAAGAAUUAGCAGGGUAAGCAGACCCAAUUAUGCCAUCAUCUUGAAGGAUGAGACUUAUGGGCCGUGCUUUGGUGAUAAAGAUUUGUGGAUGCAUGGUAAUUUUUCGAUGAUGGAUAGUUGCAGUAGCAAGGAAGAUGAUUACGAGGCUUGGAUUACAAAGCAUAGGAAGUUUGCAGUAUCGGAAUACGAAGUAUUCAAAAUCAUUAAGAAGUGA